CGAGGCGGAGUGCCUGUGCUGGGGGAACGGCUUGUGUAACAGCUGUAUCAGCCAGUGGCACCGACAGCAACCAGUUGCGCCAGCACCGUGCCUUGUUGAAAUGUCCUGUACGCAGAGGAGGCGGCGCAUGGAGCGGCCUCUCAGCGCGACAGAGGCCGAAUACUAGUUGAGGAUAUUCGGACACAGUCUGUGAACAACAGUGUUUAGAUGCUUGUGUUUUUACUGUAGCUGUAGCCACUUCUUGGAGGAAUGAGAGGCGUGUGUCCGGCUCUGAAAAUGGGAUUGUUUUUGCACGCCGUUGGCUCUGUCACCCCCACCGAGUCCGCAGUAGACAGGAGCCUACUGCACUGUGAGGGUGUGAACAACCAGAGCUACAUCUGUGAGUCUGGACACUGCUGCGGAGAGUCUCAGUGCUGUAGCUACUACUAUGAGCUGUGGUGGUUCUGGUUGGUGUGGGCAAUCAUCUUCAUUUUGAGCUGCUGCUGUGUGUGCCACCAUCGCCGCACCAAACACCGGCUGCAGCAGCAACAACGGCAGCACGAGAUCAACCUCAUAGCUUACCGUGAAGCACACAACUACCCCUCUGUGCCCUUCUACUUCAGGUUUCUGCCAAACUACCUCCUGCCUGACUAUGAAGAGGUGGUCAACCGGCCACCGACUCCUCCCCCUCCCUACAGUGCCUUACACACAGGCCCAUCCUCAGUGGCUUCUAGUCCACUGGCUUCUGAGCAGCAGGAGGGACACUGUCCAACCAUCCAGCCCACUCCAGUGCCCCAAGUCUCUGACAGUCUGUGUUGUAGACCCAGCAUAGAGGAGCCACAACCUCCCACUUUAAACUUUAGACCAAAGCCUGACAGCAAGCCCAUGCAGACAGAACAAGAUUCAGGCAUGAUACUGCUGUCAGAUAGGGAGGGGCUCACCAGCCAGGAGAAAAGAAGCGGAAAUGGGGAAGAGUCCUGCAAGGACCCCCUGCUGAAGGACCUGUCAGAGGGUUGCUCUGAGGACAAAGAUCGACUCCCCAAUGGAAGGAGGAGGCGAUUCACUGGGGACUCUGGGAUUGAGGUGUGUGUGUGCGGCACACGUGGGAGCAGCGGUUGUAGUGGAGCAGGAGGGACAGGCCAGGAAGGCAAGGAGUUGAGGGAGCUAGAGAGCCUGCUGGGGCGCGAGGGAGACGAGGAGGAGGAGGGGGAAGAGGCGGGCGACUUCUGCGACAGCUGUGGUCAUCGGGCCUCCUUCAGCGUAGAGGAGGAGCAGGUGCCGGGCGGGCCGGAGAGGCGGGCCACACGUGGGCCUUCAGGACCUCCUCAGUCGGCUCACCAGAUAGGCAGCGGCUCACUCCACCCUCCUGUGUGCCUCCUCCUCCACACCAUCAACGAGCAGGAGGGGCCACACCACAGCACCAGCACUGAGCCGCAGGGCUGAGACGCAGCUGACACACCUCUGUCAAAGAGGGAAGGAGAGCACUUAGGACAGGACAUGGAGGCAUGUGCUUUUGUAUUUGAGCAAGUGUUUUAUGUCUAAAAGCUUUCUAAGUGAGUAUUUUUAUGAACAUCUUAGAUAAAACAGGUGUGGGAGCAGGAAGUGGAAUCUCAACUAAAAAUGGGUGAGAUCCAAAGGUUGAGAAAGCCUGCUCCUCCCCACACUGGAACAGUGGCCUUAACCUGUGUAUUUUGGGUCAUAUUUGGGCAGUAAGAGCCCUUUAACAGCCUGUGGGAAUUGAGACUUCUCACACGCGCACACACACACACACACAGACAAUCCAUCAGAUAUCCCUCUCAUAUGAUUGGAAGCUACUGACAUAGUCAAAGACUUGAUCACUGAAGCUGUGAUGUCAGAACAGGGUGUUGACUGCCUAGGAUGAAACCAGCUCUCUUCGCUGGGUUCUUGCAACAAUUCUGCAAAGCCGUUGUUUAUGUAGAAAGAAAAAAAAAACACACACACACACACAGAGCAGGGACAUUUUGAAUAAGUGCAACGUGGAAUUUACCACAGUGUGUGUUUAUGCAAGCUGAUACUGUACAGGGACACCAGACCAAGACUGUAUGGGACAUCCUGUUAGGCUCAUGCUUCUUAAGUGCUUUUUUUCAGCAAUUAAAAACCGCUCUGCCUUGUGUCCAUUUUUGUUGCUUUCUAUCUGCCCCUCUAGUGACAGAGGAGUAUAAGUGCAUUAACAGAAAUUCAUGUGAGCAGUUUGUAUUUUGCACAAAAUGUAUUUAUCUUUAUAAAUGAAGCUUUUAGCUAUAAAAUCAAAACAAAAUGCUUUUUUUUUUUUUCAGAAAUUCAGUCUUAAAUUGCAGUACGUGAUUAGUUUCCAAGUGUUUUGUUGCAAUAUCUGUAAGAAAUUGACCUCUGUGAAUUGUUAGUAGGGAAUGCAACAGAUUCACUUUGUAUACAGUCAUUUUUUUAAACUUAAUGGAAUGAAUGUUUGUAGUAUGUGCCUACCCAAAAAAUGCAGAAUGUUGAUGAACAAAUUUUAAGCUUCAGUGAAACUGAGAGACCAUCAGAAAGCAGGUACUGAAACCAAGAAACGAAUAUUGAUCUUCUUAGAGGUUACAACUGCUAUGAGCAACAUCAGACCUCAAACCUUUGUGUCAGUCACUUCAAUAGAUUACCACCAUCACCAGCUAUACAGUUUUAAAAAAUAGAGAAACAUUUACAGUCUUUAUGUUGGAUUUUCAUAUUAGCACAACUUUUACCACUCUUCAGCUUUUGUAUUCAUUACUUAAACAUAAAUAACACCUUCUUGAAGAGUCCAUGAAAGAACAUUUCAGUAAACUGAUUUUUACCCAGGGGUGAUCCUGCCAGUCGUCUGCCUUUGUGCUAUUUAAUCUGAGAGGAGAAGAACUUGUGAGCACAGUACUUACAAUAUUAAGUAUUUAACCCCACAGGGCAGUUUUAGAACAGAACUUCAUUUACAGCUGCAGCCUUUAGUGAGUGGAAAAAUACCUCACUGGGGAAUGAGGCAUGAGAAGAGAUAAAAAUGAAUGUGGUUUAGAUAAAAAAAAAUUAAGGAGGAAUCAAAGAAUCAAAAAAUGUCAUGAAACAGCAGUCUGAUAGUUGUCCUUGGUUAUUCUUAAUAUCUGAAUAUCUACUAAAAACAAAGAGUUUGCACAACAGGAUAUUUCAGAAAAGCAUGCUUUUUUAUGAUAAAAAAAAAUUAUAGGAUGUACAAGAUGUGAGAAACAACAAGUUAACAAGCAAUAUGUGUAAUUCUGCGUCACAGAUAUAAAACAAAAACCACUGAGAAAAAAGUAGUUAAAUCAUCAAAGUUAUCAGUUCCAUUAACAUAUCGUCUGUGUAAGACUCAUAAGCGUGAAAUACCUCUAAGAGAUUCAUUUAAAUCAAACCUCCUAAUCCAAACCUUAGAGGAGCUGUAAUAGUAGGUGCUGACUGGUGAUAAAUGUGCCACGAAAAAAUGCCGCUGAUCAUAUAAUGAACACACAAAUUAAGCUAGGUACAAUUUUUCGUUUGCCAACUCUCUGAAUUUAAGUAGUGAUUCUACAUGCCACUGGAAAUGUUUUUUGUUUUUUUUUUCAGACUUUUCUCGGAGCACCCUCAAAAAUGCACACAUUGCAAUGUCUGCAAAGCACAAGAUAGCCAUCGGUCUCUCUGAGAAUAUAUAUAUAUAUAUAUAUAUAUAUACACUAAAACAAUCUAACAGAAAAUGUCUCCCAAAAUUUCUAGCACAAUUCAACUGUAACAUUUGAACUUUCUGUAUCAAAGCCUGAACACACUGUAAAGUGCUUUAUAUGUUAAUGCUUUUUGUGAACUAGAUAAUGUAAAUGUGGUACAUGUAGUACGGAGAUGAGCUAUUUUUUCAUAUCGGCUGAAUCCUCUAAAAGUUAUUCAAACUGUAUACAAUUUCAAAACCACUUUAUAUUUGCAAAUUGAGUACAAUAUUCUGUAACGUGAACCAAAUAGUUGCUUUCAUUGUUUUUAUGAAAUCAUUAGCUUUAUUAUUAUGAACAGAUUUUUUUUUGUCAUUAUGGGUAUUAUUAUAUUUUUCUGUUGAGAGAAAAGAUUUAACUUCUUAUCCUGAAGAUGUGUGAAGGGUACAUGUGACUAACAAUAGGCUACAGUAGUUAAUUUGUUAACAAAAUCAGGGGCAUCUUGCCAAAGACAUUUUUUCUUUCUUCACCAGUGUGUGUAAGGUGGUUUUGCACAUAUUCUUUGAAUGUUCAGAUCAUAAGCCAUUUAUUACAACUACCAAGAUGGAUGUAUGUUCAAUAAACAUACUCUUUAAAAUU
Toxotes jaculatrix (banded archerfish) is the source of this 4247-nucleotide messenger RNA. It is a transcript of the gene wbp1lb, whose product is annotated as WW domain binding protein 1-like b. NCBI's taxonomy places the organism in Eukaryota, Metazoa, Chordata, Actinopteri, Toxotidae. The transcript has 4 exons. Bases 250 to 1422 code for a protein of 390 amino acids. The record is from RefSeq and is a predicted model, not a curated record.